This is a messenger RNA of Aureobasidium uvarum, 1146 nucleotides long. Lineage: Eukaryota; Fungi; Ascomycota; Dothideomycetes; Dothideales; Saccotheciaceae. The record is from the annotation of a GenBank genome assembly.
AUGGCCGCUCCUUCCAUCCCGAAUCUCAACAGCCUUCGAGGUCGAACAGGUCUGCGACGAGGCAGAGGUCGCGGUCGCCCUACAGAUCCAGACGCAUCAGAAGAAGAUGCCCAAGAUGCUCGCGACAAAAUCAUCCGUCAGACCGACGGCGACGCUUCCAACUCCCGACUGAGUGCUGUCACGCUUGGUUACUUGCACGACGAAUAUGCCACAUGUUUCCUCCAGGGCCAAAUACCCAGACGAUACCCUCUGAUCAAUCGCGGCACCUAUGUCCGCACAUCAGCCAUCGACCGUCUAGUCGACAACUUCCUCGCUGCCACAAUCGAUGCAAACACCGAGGAUGCGUCUACUGCACCAUUGGCACAAAUCAUUUCAUUAGGCGCCGGCUCCGACACUCGCUUCUUCCGUCUGUCACCCGCCCGAAGACACAGAACCCUCUAUCAUGAGCUCGACUUUGUCGACAAUAUCCGCGACAAAGUGUCCGCCAUUUGCUCGAUCCCAAAACUCAAGAUUAUGCUCGGCCUCAUGACCAUGUCCACCGACAAAUCCUCCCUCCAGUCUCCCAACUACAAUCUCCACUCCAUCGAUCUACGCGAUCUCGUUUCCUCCUCUCCACCCUCGAUACCAAACCUCGAUCACAACCUACCCACCCUGCUCAUCAGCGAAUGCUGCCUCUGCUACCUCCCUCCCCAAACAACUUCUUCCAUUCUCUCCCACUUUACCACCCUCAUCCCUUCUGCCUCGCUAGCAAUAAUCCUCUAUGAGCCCAUCCGCCCUUACGAUUCUUUUGGCAAAACAAUGAUCACAAACCUCGCUUCAAGAGGCAUAGAACUGCAAACCGUGCGCCGCUACUACUCUCUCGCUGCCCAGCGCUCCCGUCUCGCCAACGCGGGAUUCAGUUCGGGCCAAGGCGCCGCCGACGUCGAGCAAAUCUACUAUGGCAAUGAGUGGGUGAGUGAGGCGGAGAGNGACAGGGUAGAACGGCUGGAAUGGCUGGAUGAGGUCGAAGAGUGGAAAUUGCUGGCUUCACACUACUGCGUUGCUUGGGGUUGGAGAGACGGUGUCAAACACACGUUUACCGAGGCGUGGAAACAUGUCAGUGGAAGCAGGACUGAUAAAGAAGCCGUGGACGACGAGGUCAUGUAG